AUGCCAGCCUCAAAGGACAAUCGAUGGCAAAAAGACGAGGACAUAUUCGUCGCAGCUGGCAGACUCGGAACCAACUUGGGCUGGGGUGCCCUAUCGGCAGCCUUCCAGAAAACUUUUGAGGGCAAGACACCCAACAAGAAGGAUCUUGAGUCGAGGUUCAAUAAGAACCUCAAGCCAAAGCUCGACGUUCCCAAGGACAAGCGGACUGUCGCCGACAUCAUUGACGAUUAUCGUCAUUAUGGAAGGGCGACCUAUCCAGAGGAACAAGAAGUCAUCGACAAAGCCAUUGGUUUUUUAGAGAGCUUUGACAAGGCCGACAGGGUCUUUUAG
This is a messenger RNA of Ophidiomyces ophidiicola, 330 nucleotides long. RefSeq lists its product as uncharacterized. NCBI's taxonomy places the organism in Eukaryota, Fungi, Ascomycota, Eurotiomycetes, Onygenales, Onygenaceae. The transcript has a single exon. Bases 1 to 330 code for a protein of 109 amino acids. The record is from RefSeq and is a predicted model, not a curated record.